Molecule: messenger RNA, 1155 nt
Organism: Neospora caninum
Lineage: Eukaryota; Apicomplexa; Conoidasida; Eucoccidiorida; Sarcocystidae
Product: srs domain-containing protein
Exons: 1
Coding region: 1-1155 (384 amino acids)
Cellular component (GO): membrane
Source: RefSeq, a predicted model, not a curated record
AUGGCGAGAACGGGCAGAGUGCAACAUCGCCGUGGAGGGUUCAGGUCGAAGGCCCGGAAGUUGAUGGCCGUUUGUUUGGGUGGAGCUCUGUUGUUUUCGGGUAUCGAAGCUGUUGCCGGCGAGCCGGUUGAGGAUCUUCUGCGUCGGAAUUUGUCUUCAGGGGCCAGCGGUACCCAAGGGGGUUCAGGCUCCGAAGGAAAUGUUGCAACAUGUCCUCAGAGUUCAUCUACCCUAGAAGAAGCGACCCUGACACUCUCAAAACGUUCCCUCACCGCUACACUUGUAUGUCAGGGUGAAAGCCCCACAUUCGUGCCUACCGAAUUGUCAAGCGUCUGCGACGGACAGGCGACCAGCGCAAGCGGAAACCCCCAGCCAGGUUCGUGUACAAUUGGGACGCAGCCAGCAGGCAAGAAGGUCACACUCCAAGAGUUCCUUGGUGCAUCUCACGAAGUCAGCUGGAUAGAGAGCGCCAUCCAGGAAGAACCUACAACGGGCAAAGAGCGGACACUCCAGCUGGCAGAAACAGAUCUCCCUCGAACCGACAAAAAAUUCGCCGUCGGCUGUCAAAAAACACCGUCAGGAGGCAAUUCCGCAUGCAAAGUGACGGUGACUGUAAAUGCAAGGCCAUCGUCUGUCGACGACAAAAAUGUUGUCACCUGUGCGUACGGCAAAGACAGCAACCCGAAGGUCGUAGAAGUCGAAAUGUCGGAAGAAAAAAACACUCUCACCAUUGAUUGUGGCAGCGACGGAUCGAUGCAGCCUGCAGCAUACACAUCUCAGUACUGCUUCCCCGAGGGAGAUACGUUGGAAGAGUGCUCCAAGGCGAACUACUCUGAUAUUCUUCCCACUUUUGAAACCAGCUGGUGGACCGAAGCAGAAAACGACGGUACCCCGGCUGUGCUGACGAUCCCGAAGACCGACUUCCCAGGUGAAGACCAGCGCCUCCUUCUAGGCUGUGCUCCUAAAUCAACAGCUGCGGGAACGCCAGGCAAGGCAUCCGGCCCGUCCGGUUCCGCGACAACCGCAACAUCCUGUCGGGUUGUUGUUACUGUCAAGGCGGCGAGCUCGGCCUCGUCUGCAUCAUUCACCCCGCAAACUGUAGCUGCGACCGCUGGAGCAACUGUUCUACCAGCGUUGUUGGCUGGUUCGAUGUGA